AUGGUGUGCAGGCGGAGAGGAGGUUCCGUGAGUCGCCGGAGCUGCUCUAAGGCAGCCUGGAGGUCGUGUUAUCUCUUCUUCACACUCGUGACUUCAGUGAACUCCGUUGAUGGUCCUGAGCUGGCGAACCCUCCCUUCCCAGGGACCGUUACUUGCAAUGAAAAUGAACUAACAGCUGAGUUUUCAAGAAGUCUUGACACCAAGAACUGGCGUGCAUCUGUGGUGGAUCCCUUUGGUGUUGAAGCGCUGAACUGUACUUCUGCCCUGGACUCAGAAACGCUCACCCUGAAGGCCCCGUAUGAAACAUGUUCCAGGAGAGUGCCUGGUGGGCACCAGAUGAACAUCAGAGUCCUGGACAACAGCGCUGCUUCCAGGUCCGGUGCCACAUACCAGUUUUUCUGCCCAGCCGUACAAGUGGAAAUGCAUGAGCUUUCAGAAUCCACAGCCUGUAUGAAGGAUUUCAUUUCUUUUUCUUUUCCGCAAGUUAUUCGUGGUAUGGCUGAUGAGAGUGAGACAAACAAAUCUGAGAGGGGAUGGAUCAUUGAGGUUGGUGAUGUUUCAAGAGUGCACAGCCUGACCCUGCAGGAGGCCCUGAGAGAAGGAUUUAAUCUCCUGAUUGACAGCCAAAAGAUGACCCUUCAUGUGCCCCUCAAUGCCACUGGAGUAACUCGCUAUGUGCAAGGUAACAGCCGCCUCUACACGGCGCUCCUGAAGUUUUCAUUUGUGUCCCCUGGGCGGAAGAUCACCUUCUCAUCCCAAGCUAUUUGUGCGGCAGAUCUGUCUGUAACGUGCAAUGCCACGCACAUGACUCUCAGCAUACCAGAAUUUCCCGGCAAGCUGACAUCUGUGAGCGUUGAAAACAGGGACAUCCCUAUGAGUCAGCUGCGUGACAAUGGGAUCAACAUAGAAGCAGCAAACGGCUUGAGACUACACUUCAGCAAAACUCUCCUCAGAACCAAAUUCUCUGAAAAGUGCCUACUCUAUCAGUUCUACUUAUCUUCACUCAAGCUGACCUUUUACUUUCAACUAGAUACAGUAUACAUGGUGAUUGAUCCCGAGUGUCUCUGUGAGUCACCGGUUUCUGUAGUUACAGGAGAGCUAUGUACCCAAGAUGGGUUUAUGGACUUUGAGGUCUACAGCCACCAUACAAGACCUGCUCUCAAUUUGGGUACCCUCAGAGUGGGGAACUCAUCCUGCCAGCCUGCUUUCACAGCUCAGUCUGAGGAGGUGAUACGGUUUCACAUACCCCUGAAUGGAUGUGGAACAAAGCAUAAGUUUGAAGAUGAUAAAGUUAUCUACGAAAAUGAAAUACAUGCUCUCUGGAAAGAUCUUCCUCCAAGCAAAAUAUCCAGAGAUAGUGAAUUCAGAAUGACAGUGAAGUGCUAUUACAGUAGGGAUAACAUGCUACUAAACGCCAACAUCGAAAGUCUUCCUCCUCCAGGAGCCUCUGCGAGGCCAGGUCCGCUUACAUUGAUUCUGCAAACCUACCCAGAUAACUCCUACCGACAACCUUACAAAGGCAGUGAGUACCCCAUAGUGAGGUACCUCCGACAGCCGAUUUACAUGGAAGUGAGAAUCCUGAACAAGAAUGACCCCAACAUCAAACUGGUCUUGGAUGACUGCUGGGCAACAUCCACUAUGGACCCUGCUUCUCUCCCUCGGUGGAAUAUUGUCGUGGAUGGCUGUGAAUACAGCCUGGACAACUACCAAACCACCUUCCAUCCGGCUGGCUCCUCCACGACCCAUCCUGGUCACUAUCAGAGGUUCGACGUGAAGACCUUUGCCUUUGUGUCGGAGGAUCAGGUGCUGUCUUCCCUGGUCUACUUCCACUGCAGUGCUUUAGUCUGCAAUCGGCUGUCUCCCGACUCCCCUCUGUGUUCUGUGACUUGCCCGGCCUCAUCUAGGCGCAGAAGAGCCACAGGGGCCACUGGAGAAAACGGAACGACAGUCAGCCUCCCGGGACCCAUUCUCCUGUUGUCGGAUGACUCUUCAUUUGGAGAUGUUGUGGACACCAAAGGCCUUAGGAUUGCUGGAGACGUUGCUUCAAAAGCAGCGGCUGCGGGGGCUGCCUUCGCGGGUGUGGUGGUAACUCUAGGAUUCCUAUAUUACCUGUAUAAGAAAAGAACUGUGGUGCUAAAUCACUAA
This is a messenger RNA of Chinchilla lanigera (long-tailed chinchilla), 2145 nucleotides long. RefSeq names its product zona pellucida glycoprotein 2 (sperm receptor) (gene Zp2). The coding region runs from base 1 to 2145 and encodes 714 amino acids. Lineage: Eukaryota; Metazoa; Chordata; Mammalia; Rodentia; Chinchillidae. The record is from RefSeq and is a predicted model, not a curated record. The transcript is spliced from 18 exons. Gene Ontology annotation, molecular function: acrosin binding; structural constituent of egg coat. Gene Ontology annotation, cellular component: egg coat. Gene Ontology annotation, biological process: prevention of polyspermy; binding of sperm to zona pellucida.